Molecule: messenger RNA, 1993 nt
Organism: Paramacrobiotus metropolitanus
Lineage: Eukaryota; Metazoa; Tardigrada; Eutardigrada; Parachela; Macrobiotidae
Exons: 4
Coding region: 302-1720 (472 amino acids)
Source: RefSeq, a predicted model, not a curated record
UGUUUAUUCACCUGCAACACGACGAUUUAUCGUUUAACCUCAAGGACCUUAAAUAAACUGUCAUCCCAGAGUAACGGGAGAGAAGCGCAGCUAAACAUUCAUGAUUGGCGAUCCAUCUGCGAUCGGCUGCGAGAAUUCCUGCGGUUUUUCCACCACCAAAAGCAGGGUUUACAGUUUGGCAUUUGCAAGGUUACAAGCAGGCUUAAUUCUUUUACCUUAUAUAUGCUUGUGUUUUGAGGACAAACUUGUUUUCCUUAAUUAGAUAACUUCAAAGAACGGCCUUCUUAUUUUGAUCAUUACGAUGAAGCACCAGGAGAACAAAAACGCCUCGACCUGCGGACAAUCUUCACCGCGCUGUCAAAACUGCGGAUUAUACUUUAUCCCUAUCAUUGUCACUUCACUUUUCUUAAUGGACUUCAUGGACUGGUUAAGCCAAGGCGACAAACUGAAGACCAUCGCCUACGACGAUCCCAACGAUAAUUUCCCGCAGAGCCCAAUCAUUACCGGCUUGACCUUUUUUCGGGUGAUGUUUACCACAUUCUUGGCAUCCGCUGCUACGUUUACGUUUAUCAGCAAAUUGGAUCGUGUAACUGGCGCUCUACAGGAACUAGACGAAGUAAAUCUGAAAAAGUCCAGAAAAUCGCAGCAUGGAUCGCGUCGAAACCCUGAUAUAAACGCAACUACAAGGACACAUGGAAAACGUGUAAAAAUAGCUUGGUUUGCUAUCUUGUAUUUAGCAGCGGAAAGCCUCGUGGGACUAAUAUGUUACAUCAUCAAACAGUGGAUGAACAGAACCAAUUUCUGGGAACCGAUAGUCUUCCUGUUUAUGCCGGCUGUUCCAAAGGGCAUUGUUGAAUUAUUACGGGGUACUGCCGUCUUUUUGAGCCAAAUCAGUAUCCAACCUAUUUAUCUGUACUAUGUGCAUACGUGCUCUGUGUUUACCAGUUCGGCGCAAAGGUACAAUAAACAGUUACAGGCAGCACUCGCAAAGGUCACGGAAACUGCGAUGCACACAAAACCACCGACUCAUUCAAUGUCACUUCCGUCUGAAACCGGGGUACUGGCCAAUGCACGGACAACGCAAAGCAGUGAUUUUGAACAAACUUUGCGACAACUGCGGAUCAAACAAGAAGCCUUAAUUACGUCAUCCAACAACAUGAGCGAAGCUUGGUCUUCCACCCUGGCAUGCUUAAUAUUCGGGAGCUUGGCCAUCCUGGCGUCCUUGACUUCCUACUGCUUUACCGUUACGGCACAGAAAACUACAGAUAUAAUUUCGAUGCUUCUGUUUGUGGGUCAGUUCAGUCAGCCCCUCAUUGGAUUGAUGAUCAUUGUGCUUUUCGCAGUUGUCCUUGAGGAAACGAGUCUCCGAUCUAAACCACUGUGGAAGGAAUUAAUUACCUGUCGACAGCGCACCCGAGAUAAGGUUGAAGCGGCGGAUGAAGAUGGUUGUUUAUUGACCAUUUUGCAUACUAUCGACCAUCACUGCUAUUCACUGAAGCUAUCACGAAUAAUUAACAUCGAUCGUGGGUUUGGUUUAGGGAUGGUGAUGGGAUUUUUGGGUUUCGUUUGCUUCCUAAUCGAACGAUCCGAAAACUACCGCGCACCAACUGAAAAACUGGAAGCUCUUAUUAAUACAUCUCGCAUCAUAAACACCUUCAACGCUACUGUUCUAACGGGAACCUCCGAUAACAAUAUUACUGGAACCCUUCGCUAUUCGUAGAAAAUCUGUUUCAUGAUAAUACGUCGAUACACGUCAGCUACGCUUCUUGUUGGGCGCAUGUCUCUUUCAGAUACAAGGUAUUAGUUAGUUUUAGCAACUCAGUUUCUGAAGUACGGAUACAUACUGUACUUUCAUGGUUAAAAAAUUUACAGUACAAAACUGCAGAUUGCUCUUAUAAAACAACCGAAUUAGAAGUACAGAGUAGAGCUCGUUGUAUUGCUGUUUAGCGUGAUUUUGUGCCGCAUCAUCUGAAAUGGUGGAAUAACCUUUUCG